CAACGCUGAGCCCUGUUUCCCUUUUUUCUAUUUCAGAUGGGAGCGUGUUUCUCUAAAGUGUUUGACGGCUGUCCUCUGAAGAUCAACUGUGCCACGUCAUGGAUUCAUCCGGACACCAAAGAUCAGUACCUCAUCUUUGGGACGGAGGAUGGCAUCUACACGCUGAAUCUUAACGAGCUGCAUGAAGCCACAAUGGAGCAGCUGUUCCCGAGGAAAUGCACAUGGCUGUACGUCAUCAACAACAACCUGAUGUCCCUAUCUGGUGAGUGAUGGAUCCUCACAGCUUCCUGCUUCACUGUCAUAACCUGCUGCUCUGUUCUGUUCUGUUGUCUGGAAGAACAGUCUCUCCAUACCUGCAGCUUCUGCUGUCUGGAAGAACAGUCUCUCCAUACCUGCAGCUUCUGUUGUCUGGAAGAACAGUCUCUCCAUACCUGCAGCUUCUGUUGUCUGGAAGAACAGUCUCUCCAUACAUGUAGCUUCUGUUGUCUGGAAGAACAGUCUCUCCAUACCUGUAGCUUCUGUUGUCUGGAAGAACAGUCUCUCCAUACCUGUAGCUUCUG
Molecule: messenger RNA, 560 nt
Organism: Notothenia coriiceps (black rockcod)
Lineage: Eukaryota; Metazoa; Chordata; Actinopteri; Perciformes; Nototheniidae
Product: mitogen-activated protein kinase kinase kinase kinase 5-like
Exons: 3
Coding region: 37-270 (77 amino acids)
Source: RefSeq, a predicted model, not a curated record